This is a messenger RNA of Dendronephthya gigantea, 4082 nucleotides long. RefSeq lists its product as uncharacterized. The record is from RefSeq and is a predicted model, not a curated record. The transcript is spliced from 4 exons. Lineage: Eukaryota; Metazoa; Cnidaria; Anthozoa; Malacalcyonacea; Nephtheidae. The coding region runs from base 300 to 2309 and encodes 669 amino acids.
UCGUCAAUGAAUGAGCCAAAGCACACUUUUUCUGGUCAGCUACUUUGGCCAUUCCUGUGGUAGGGCUUCGUUCCAGCAAGGCUUUCUUUUGUCAGGGUGGCAGGACACGCAUUGUAAUCUUCGCCCUAAUUGCUUCCGCAAUACGCAACACUCCGUUGUAAAUGGAUGUGCCGUUUCCUUUAAAUAUUAGCCCAUAGCAAAGGGUAGCAUCGUGAGCUUUCGUUUCAGUCGAAGUAACUGUUCGUUUGCACGAAGUCGAAGUUUAUACUCAUAAAGCAGCCUGGCCUUUUUUACUGAUUAUGUGGCCUCACUCGACAGCCUCGACGAAUACCUUCCGUCGUCCAAAUAACGUGUCAGAUUUCGAGACACAAGCUGGUGAAAUUGUUUGGGCCACAGCCCUGAAUAGUUACGUUCAAUCGAUAAAGCCAACGAAAGUGAUGGAUAUUCACGACAAAACCUCGACCGAUCACUCAAUAUUUAUUGGUUAUGGUUCAAACGCCAAGCGAAUUAAAGAUCGCUGGGAAGCAACCAAAAAACAACUUCGUUUCGAGAACAACUACAUUGCUUUCAAAUGGCUGCUUGAUAGCUUCGUCGAUGAUUAUUUGCGAUCCAAAAACAUGGAGGAUACAGCGACGCUAACAAGAGAUACUAUGUAUAUUAAAAAAGAACGACGAAUCGACGAAGUCAGUACGAGCCAGAGCCGACGACCAGCGACCCGCAGUCCCUCGAAGACCCGAUUCGAGGAUGGGCCCGAGAGGAAAGAGAAUGGCAUCGUGGACAAUCAAUCGCAUAGCAAAAUUUCCGAGUCGCGUCAGCAUCACGUGCCGCCGAUAAACGAACCCAAAUCGGUCGGUAGCUCGAGGAUGGCCGGCGGCGGAAAUAUGCCGAUCUCAGGGCAAUAUUACAAAUACUUCCCGGAAUAUUGGUCGCCCCAUUAUUAUUGGCAUGCAGGCAGUGUACCCAUGAAUUCCCGCAUGGUGAACGUCAGUUCAGUGGCGGGGUUAAAUCUGAUGAAGACCCCCAGUUGUUCCUCCUUACCCACCGGGGACACCCAUAACGUUGGCGGUGGGCUAAGGACAAGCGAAUCACUGAAACAGUUGCACAGAGAUGGAAAGGACGUGAAUCGGGGGGAAUCCUCGUCUGCGACGAGCGUCAAACGGCCAGCGGUAAACCUGGGAUUUAAAACAAAGUCUAUGCCUAACCUACAGUUCAUCCCUAACGAGUCCGAAGUAAACUCGGAUGAAGACGACGACAUUGAAAGCGAUCCUGAGAGUCAAGGUGAUCUCAUGGCCCUCUCUAGUCUAUCCAUGCCCAACCUGCGCAAAAUUCCACCUGACCGCCCACCGCUCAUGUCACCCCCCUCCCCACGUGGACGCUACGAGCCCGCGCCCCUGUCGCGCGACCGGCACGACGCCAGCAUGUCGAUGCCAAAUCUGCAAGCGAUACAGGGGGGGAUGGAGAACGAUGAUCGAAAAAAGACGAUUCGGGACUUCCUCAUGAAUCGGCUGACGAGCACAAAAGAUCACGAACAGGGCGAAAGAAGAACGAAGAUCUUCCAACCGAACGGUUACUACCCACAGUCGGAACGCAAGCUCGUGAUUCGCGAACGCCUUCUGAACCGCAUGGCGAAGCGCAAGCGCGAGGAAAACGCGCCGGUCCCAGGCUCCCACUACAACGGCAAGAUGACGCCACAGGGGAACUCGCCUCUGAAAUUCGCGAAGAAGCUGCCGCGGGUGCCCGAGAGCAGCAGGUUCUGGCCGGACCGGAAUUACCUGCACGCACCUGCACGUGACUCGCGCAUUCUCGAAAGGGAAGAUCACGUGAAUAACAACUGGAGGAUCCCGCAAGGUGCUGGAACCUCAGAACAGCCGAAAAACAUGUGGAAUCGCUCUGCAAUGAAGAAAACACAUACAAACACUGGAAUCUGGAACCCAGCCGAUGUUCAUGUGAAGAGAGAAAAGUCACCAACGGCCACCCAAAAUGACGUAACGUCUGAAGAAGUAACGACGUCAUCGGUCGACCCACCAGAAGAAGACGAACAGAUAUCCCCACGAUCCCCGUCUGCAAAUGACUCGAACGAGGAGAGAACUACCGAAGGGGAUAGCAGAGGUGAGGAAGAGGAGGAAGGAGUAAGUGGGGAUGAAGAGGAACACAUUGAUGUAGAAAAUGUUAAAGACGAUGAAAUGAAGCAGUCAGGGGGGAGUGAGAGCGAUCCAGAUGAAGACGAGGAAGAUGCAAGUGAUGAAGAACGAAAGAACAAGAGAACAAGGAAGACAGAUAAACCAAGAAAGAGACUAAAAGCAAUGUAAAUAUAUAAAAUCUAGGUAUAAAUAUAUAUAUAGUAUAGAAAUUUGGGUAAGUAUAUAACUGCGAGAACUUUUUAUUACGACGUAGAUGAAGAUUUAUCGUAUAAAGUUAUAGAAUUGUUUUCCAGGUGAUCUGAAAUGGCGGGAAAGGACUAGGGCUAGUUGUGAAAUCAAUUUUUAUGCAGUUAAAACAAGAUACUCGAAAUAUCCUGUAUUUCGGUUUGAAAUAUCUUGAAAUAUCCUUUAUUUCGGUUUUAAGGGAUAUAGUUUUUAUAACUAAAAAUAAGCACAACAUUUCGACAAAUUUCGUAAAGAUUAAUAAAAGAUAUAAUCGACUAAAUACUGCGAAUGAAUUUCUAUUUCGACAACUCUUCUGAGCCCUGAUUGCCUAAAAUUUGCGUGCAAGAUCACCUGGUUGUAACAUAUCCCGUUUAAAAAUUGUCUGUGCGAACUUGAAGUCGUUAAAUUCAGGCUUGAUAUUCUAAAGUUAAAUACGUAGUGUAGCAGUUCGUCAUUGUGGCCGAUUAUGAGUGCCACCAGUCACAACUAAUGCUAGUUAGACGGUCCAGAUAGCUAUUCAUGUGUGCAAUGUUGUAAGCAUACCUCAAAAGAUGGUUUUUACGUGACGUCAAAGCGGCCAUUUUAGUAGUGCACUCGUUAGGGUCCUACCGUUUAUCUGUUGAUAAAAUUUAUAGUUGUUCUUUUUUCAAUUUUUCUCCAAUUUGUCGGACUUGGACGUGAAUUGAAACCAUCUAUGCUAAUAAUUGAAAUUUUAGCAGAUCUGGCUAAAUGCUGACCACUGGUGGUGUGAAAUUUCGCCAGAUCUGUUUGACCUACCAUUUCCCACUUCUGCCAGUUUUGUGCCCACACACUUUGUAAAAUGUAUAAUACCAUAAAGUUAUCAUACUACAGUGUUAAAGCGUGACGCUACCUCAAAGCUGUCCUCUAUUUGACUAAUUCACACUGCGAUAUGAUCACUUUAUAACAUUCAACGCGCCUGGUUGUGGAGCUUGGCUGGCUCGCUGAACGCCAAAACACUUAGCGUUUUAUCCACGAAGUCGUCGUAUUGACGCAUUCUACUGUUUGAGAAAAUGCUUGAACUGUUUGAAAAUUUACUAUGUAAUAGUACAGUCAUUAGGACAUUGUGAAAUUCGUUGUGUCCGAAAUAUUUUUGUGCCUGGACGCCGGAACGAUGAUGACAGUCAAGGGAGAUGAUGACAGUCAAGGGAGAUGAUGACAGUGUACUUCUGUAUUUUCACAUGCUUGAGAAUGUUUGCAAAACAUCAGCAAUUCAAAUUUUCUUAUCUUCUUUGUUUGUUGCACAAUUUCGGUGCUGUGGAGUUACUAGGGUAAUCACCAGGCAAUCUUGCUAUUCGUGAGGCUCGUUUACUGUAUUUGUAAUAAUGGGGGUAGCUGCCCUGUCUAGUGGAAGGCCGAUAGAGCAGCUGUCCUUGAUGUCCCUAGUUCUGGCGUCCCAGGUACAUUAGAUAACUGUGAGUAUAUUUGAUCUGUUUCGUUGGCUAGUUUGUACAACUUCUACGGGUGAAAGACAUGAUUUCAAAUAUAGUGUGUUACGCAAAAUUAUGGCUGAACUUUUAACUGUUUUUGUAAAGUCGUAUUUUAGCCGCUAUUACAAGACAUAUGAAAACAAAUGUAUAAUAUUUUACAGGUAAAAGUCAAAAUGUAACGUCUUCGUACUGCUCAAAAAAGGCUUGUUAUUCAGCCUUUCUAAUUUUUUGCUGGCGUUCUAUGAUGUAAAAAUAUUGUAAAUAAACA